Molecule: messenger RNA, 1485 nt
Organism: Pochonia chlamydosporia 170
Lineage: Eukaryota; Fungi; Ascomycota; Sordariomycetes; Hypocreales; Clavicipitaceae
Product: aldehyde dehydrogenase
Exons: 2
Coding region: 1-1485 (494 amino acids)
Molecular function (GO): aldehyde dehydrogenase (NAD+) activity
Source: RefSeq, a predicted model, not a curated record
AUGGCGUUGUCUCAGACUAUCACUACUCCCACCGUUACGUACGAGCAGCCGCUUGGACUGUACAUCGACGGGAGAUGGGUCAAGGGCGUUAAUGGAAGCGUCUUCGAAACCAUCAACCCAGCCACUGAGGAACCCAUCGUCUCUGUCCAUGAAGCCACGGCCGAGGAUGUCGACCUCGCAGUUGCAGCAGCCCGUAAGGCCUUCAACGGCGUUUGGCGUCAGACAACCCCAACGGCACGCGGCGUACUGCUGUCUAAACUGGCCGAUUUACUAGACGAGCAGGCUGAUACCCUUGCUUCCAUCGACGCACUUGACAAUGGCAAAGCUAUCGCCAUGGCCAAGGUUGAUGUGCAAAUGGCGUCUGGCUGCCUCCGGUACUACAGCGGCUGGGCAGACAAGAUUCACGGCAAGACCAUUGACACCGACCCAGAUACGUUCAACUAUACUCGACACGAGGCCAUCGGUGUCUGCGGCCAGAUCAUUCCAUGGAACUUCCCUCUCGUCUCGUGGGCGUGGAAGAUCGGUCCUGCUCUAGCCGCAGGCAACACUGUCGUCAUGAAGACGGCCGAACAAACACCGCUUUCCGCUUUAUACGCCACCACGUUGGUAGAAAAGGCAGGCUUCCCAGCAGGAGUAGUCAAUACUCUCUCCGGCUUUGGCAAGGUCGCCGGUGCAGCCAUCGCCUCACAUCCAGGUAUCGACAAAGUGUCCUUCACUGGCUCGACAGAUGUAGGGAGAAGCAUUCUCCAAGCGUCUUCCAAGUCAAACAUCAAGAAUCUCACCCUUGAGUUGGGCGGAAAAUCUCCCAACAUCAUCUUCAACGACGCAAACCUCGAUGACGCCAUUCACUGGGCACACUUUGGCAUCUUCUACAACCACGGGCAGGUGUGCUGCGCGGGGACCAGGAUCUACGUCCAGUCCGGCAUCUACGACAAGUUCGUCAAGGCCUUCAAGGCCAAAACAUCAGACAUAGUUGUCGGCGAUCCAUUUAGCGCGGAUACAUUCCAAGGACCGCAGAUUAGUAAAGCGCAGUUUGACCGGAUUAUGGGCUACAUCCAAAGUGCCAAGGACGAUGGAGCGACGGUCGAACUGGGUGGCCGGCGUCACGGGGAGAAGGGCUAUUACAUCGAGCCCACUAUUUUUAGUAACGUGAAUAGCGGAAUGAAGAUUGUUCAGGAGGAAGUGUUUGGACCGGUUUGUGUUAUUUGCAAGUUUGAGACGGAGGAGGAUGUCAUACAGGCGGGUAACGAUACGUCGUUUGGACUUGCGGCGGCUGUGCAUACGACGAACUUGAAAACGGCGAUUCGUGUAUCGAACCGUCUUAAUGCCGGGACGGUUUGGGUUAAUGGGUAUAAUAUGAUUAGUUAUCAGGUGCCGUUUGGGGGAUUCAAGGAGUCUGGUAUUGGUCGUGAGCUUGGGAAGUAUGCCUUGAAUGAGUAUACUCAGGUUAAGUCUGUUCGUAUCAGGCUUGCUGACGGGAUGUAA